This is a messenger RNA of Stegodyphus dumicola, 2891 nucleotides long. RefSeq names its product scaffold protein salvador (gene sav). Gene Ontology annotation, biological process: negative regulation of cell population proliferation; hippo signaling; apoptotic process. Gene Ontology annotation, cellular component: cytosol. NCBI's taxonomy places the organism in Eukaryota, Metazoa, Arthropoda, Arachnida, Araneae, Eresidae. Gene Ontology annotation, molecular function: molecular adaptor activity; protein binding. The record is from RefSeq and is a predicted model, not a curated record.
UCUCUCUGUCUACUAUGGUUUGUGAUGUGUUGAUAAUCAAGUGAUUUGAAAAUACUUGUCAGCUUCAAUGUUUUGUAAUUUCUGUAAAGAUGUCUUCAUAAAUUUAUACUGAACUGUCUGAUUCAUAAAUUUAUACUGAACUGUCACAUUAACAUUUUGUUGUAAGAAUAUUUAUGAAAAAUGUUUUAUUUGUGUAGCUAUUUAAAUCCCAUAAAACAAAUGCCAUGUUAUCAUCAAAGAAAAAAGAUUUAAAAUAUCUAAGUGAUGGUGUGGCUGGAAAAUAUGUCAAGAAAGAUACACCUCCUGAUUUACCUAUUGUUAAUGUAUGGACUACAGUAAGUCAGCAGCCUACCAAAAAGAUAGUUUCCCUGACAAGAAAAGGAUCCGACAAAAGUGUGAAAGAAACAAAACCUGUUCCUCAGCCAACUUCUCUAGCUCAAAAAUGUGCCAAAGCUUCACAGAGUCAGAUGCCUAGUAUUUCUAAAGUAAAUCACCAAAGUCUCCCUUCAAGCCCUGAUAUUGGACCUUUACAGCGACUGUCACCAUCAGUCCAGCCAAGUCCAAGUGUUUCUAUAGGUGCACAAAGAAGCUUGCAGAGCCCACCAAGUAGCCCAGUUCUUAAGUCACAGCCUUUUAGUGGGAAAAUAUCUCCUGUAACUAAAAUAGAUGGUGCUGUAAGGUUGGGUUCAAGUAGCUCUGAGAAUUUUCGUGUAAGUUCCUUGGGUCAGUUAUCUGAUGAAGCAUCAUCUCAGUUCCAACCAUCUGCCUUACCUCGAUUUCAGUCUCAUAUAUAUGUGAAUCAUUAUGUUACAAAUUCAAAAUCUGAACCUGAGUCUCGAGUUACAGAGGUUGAGAAUGAUGUCCCUGUCAAAGAUGAAACUCUUGAAAAUUUGAGGUGUGUAACUGUACCUGCAGCCGUUUCCAUAAUUGAAGUACCUGGGAACAGUACUUUAGAAACUGAAAACCCUCCAGAAAUUGCAUAUCAGCAAGAUGACAGCAUCCAGAUACACUUAUAUCAUCGGCAAGUUAGACAGCAUUACUCCCCAGAUAUGCAUAGAGAUGUCAUGGAGCAAAUACAUUUUCAGCCACCUGCAACAGUAGCAAAUAUAGGCCACUUUGCUGCUAAAAUGCAUCCACAUACAUAUCAAAAUAUUCUGCCUGAAAACUCAGCUCAGUUGCCUUAUUCAGCUGCUUUUGUCACUACCACACGAGUACAGCAAUCUUUAGCAAAUAGCAGUAACAUUCAGCAUCAAGUUAUCAAUCCGUUAGCAGCUCUUCCUCCUGUGCCAAGUCCUACAGCACUGGAAAGCCAUCAACAAUUAAUACCUGUUGGCAGCUCUGUAACUCCAGCUUCAUCUACUUCUGUUCUUAAUCCAGCUGCAUCACCUGCACAUUUUCCUCCUACAGAUGAACUUCCAUUGCCACCUGGUUGGUCUGUUGAUUUCACAAUGCGGGGACGAAAAUAUUAUGUAGAUCAUAAUACUAAAACCACACAUUGGAGUCAUCCUCUAGAAAAAGAAGGUUUGCCUACUGGAUGGGAGCGAAUUGAAUCUCCUGACAAUGGAGUGUAUUAUGUCAAUCAUAUUACAAAACUAGCUCAGUAUGAACACCCUUGUGCUCCUCAGUAUGGUCAGACAAGUGCUGUGAUGUAUCAAGCAUCUCUUCUUAGCCAAAAUCGCCAGCCUCCUCCAAGGCACACAAACUUUCACCAGCAUAAUGUUCUAGUUCCUGCAAAUCCUUAUCUUACUGAAGAAAUUCCUCAUUGGCUUUAUGUGUAUUCUAAAGCUCCUCCUGAACUGGAUCAUAAAUUAAAGUGGGAACUCUUCAGACUACCAGAACUGGACUGUUUUCAAGCCAUGUUAAAUCGAUUAUAUAGGCAAGAACUUGAAAGUAUUGUCAUGGGUUAUGAAGCUUAUCGAUUAGCUUUGCUCAAAGAAAUGGAAAGAUGCCUACAUGAGAAAGAGAGCAGAAAAUCUUAACGUAUUUUUAAGCUAUGUGAGAGAUUCAAAUUUGUUGAAUAUUUUUCUAGGAAACUUUAGUGAUAUGUGGUUGUGAUAAAACUGCAAAGCUCUCUCUCUCUCUUUUUUUUUUUUUUUUUUUUUUUUUAGAUUUGAGCUUAGUUUAAAGAUGUAUGCGAAGUAAAAUGUUUUUAAAUUUGUAAUAAAUAAUUAUAAAAUAUUUUUAGAGCAACAAUGUGUGAGUGUAUGAAUUAUGGGUAGGUAGAAAUUAUAUUUCCAAACAGUGAUACAUCUAAAAUUGAAAUAUUUUAAAUACUAUGCAUUUUAUACAUAAUUGAUUAAAUUUCUUUAUCAAAGGUUUAAAAAAUUUUUAAUUAUAGGGAACAUUUUUACAAUAACUUAAACUAAUUGAAUUUGAUAGUUUCCUUGUUUAAAAUGUCUUUCCUCCAGAAAGACAAUUAUUCUUAUUUUUGUUUUGUACCAUUGUCUUUUCAUUUAGAAAUACUCUUUUUUUAUUGCUUACGAUUUUUUAAUUUUUUAAUUACUUUUAAAAUUCUCUAUAAAACGUUUUACAAAUGUGUUGACAGAAUUUUAAUGUCCUUUUUGAGGAAUAAAUUGAAACAUGUAGAGGUUUUAAAGUAAACUAUAACUAAAAAUUUUAAAUAUUUGAGUGGUUUGUAAAAUGAUAAGGUGACCAUUUAGAGCUGGUAAAUGAAAGAAAGAUGUAUAUAAUCUUUAUAUGCAGUACAUGAAUACAGUCGCUUAGCUAUUAUAAAAUUGCAAACUCAUUCUACUAAUAACAGCAGUAUGUAAGUUUGAAGCUAAAUUUGAGAACACAUUCUUUACAUUAUUUUCAAAAUUUAAUUAUAUUUCUAAGAGAAUUUAGUUUCUAAUUUUAAUUCAAAAACUAGAAUUUUUUUUUUUUUUUUUUUU